ACUGCAAUUAGAAGGCCUCAUGUUAAUGUUACUACUUAGCUUCGGCUGGUGGAGGUCCUGACGAACCAAGUCCAGAUAAAGCGUCCAGGGUUCAAAAAAUUGAAUGAAAAAAGUCGAGCGAGGGGAAAAAAAUUAAAAUAUAAACGGCCAUUAAAAAGUAAAAACCGUAAAAUUGGCAGGUAGCAAAGUAAGGUAAGCAACAAACCGCACGUAAACAAGUUGUGACCGGAAAAGACAGUGUAUUGGUGUAUACUGACUUCUAAUCCCCACUGAUACGUAUCAAACUAGUGUAGUGGCAUUCCAUUUUCAGUCCGCGCGUUGGCGACGCACUUCGCUCCUUCCUGAAUCAAGAUGUGCUCCGCCCAAAUGGUCCUCAUCAUUUUGAUUGGCAUUGCCACCAUUGAAACUGUGACUGGUUUUAGUGGUGGUGGUGUUGCCAUGUCCUGUGACACAAUGUUGCCCCAACAUGGUUCUCCCACACCUGAGAGUGGUCCGUUUAGUGUCCCUAAACAUUUCUGUUCCAGUGAUGCAGGAGAUGAGACUAUAGUGUCACUCAAAGCUGGUCCUGCCACGACGUUUAAAGGGUUUCUGUUGGAGGCUAGGGAACAGGAUGGACCUCCUGCUGGCACCUUCACUCUGCUCACUCCCGCUCAUAGCCGCCUUCUUCAGUGCGGUGGGAAUCCAGCAGCUGCUGUUACCCAACCAAACAACCAAGCCAAGACAUUCAUCGAAGCCAAGUGGAGAGCACCAUACAAAGGAGUUUUCUAUUUCAGAGUCACAUUUAUUAAAGACAUGAUGAAAUUCUGGAUACCAGAGGCCAUUAACAUCACCACCUGUCCUACUACUUCUACUACUACUGUCACUCCUACUACUAUCACUACUUCUACUACUGCUGUCACUCCUACUACUAUCACUACUUCUACUGUCACUCCUACUACUAUCACUACUUCUACCAUCACUCCUCCUACUACUCCUGCUAUCACGCCUCCUACUAUCACUACUCCUACUAUCACUACUCCUACUCCUGCUCUGCACACAUCUGCACCCUCUACGUGUAUGCUUAUUAGCGCUCUCAUUCGGCCUUCACUCUUGGUCAUGAGUCUUCCAAAAGGCCAGACACUUUGGCAUAAGUUGUUCAAGAAGUUGUUGUGUCCUCUCUCAAUGGUUGCAGCCAUCAUUGCCUUUAUUUUGUUGCUGCUAUGGGAGCCAAUACAAAUAACUCUUGUGGCUGUUGUUGGUGUGGCAAUGGUCCUGAGCUUGGGACAAACGAUUGUUGUUUUUCUACCCUUUGGGCCCAGCCAUGAAAUGAGGUCCAUCUGUGAUUUGGUUCUCAGAGUGAUUGCCUUCACAACUGAGGUUUUUACCAUGGCGGCCAUAUUUGUGGGUCUGGAGGAAAUUGAGAAGUGCUGCUCGAUACACUGGCGCAUGAAAGUGAUGGGAGGGUAUACAGCCUGGGUGGCUCUGUUUUACUUGAUGUUCAUAUACCUCUGUUGCAACCGGAGUUACCAGAGGAAAACCAAUUUUUACUUUUCAUCUGGCCUAUCUAAGGAAAUGCAGGAAUUGAUGACAAAUGGAUUGUGCCAAAGAGAACGACACUCUCUUUUGAAAAAAUCCUCAAAGUUAUCCUCGUUCUGGGCAACUUGGGUUUUACAGUGGCUCUUAUCAUUGGAAUAUAUACUUAUGAGACAUGAGGACGGUGUAAAGCAAUGGGGUUUGCGUCAUUACAUUAAAACAUGUAUUAUGGCAGUAGGUUUAUACUGUAGAUAUGUGUUAUCCACUUGGUAACAUACUGUAUGUCACACAUGCACUUUAACCCUUGUUUAUCAUUCUUUAUUUUUGGUUUGGGUUACAAUACACGUUUAUACUGUAUCAUGAAUACUUAGAUGUUUUACUAUAGCUACAUUUCCAUCCAUAUGGCGACAGAUUUUCAUGCGAAUAUUCUAAAAUCCACAUAGAACAAUACGCUCAUUUUCCCACCAGAGUUGUUUUCAUCAAAUUGACUUGUUGCACAUAAAAUGAUGUGUGUGAUGACGUAGUGCACGUAAAAAUACAUUUUGCGGUUAAAUUCCCAUGUACCGAAUAAAAAAUACAAGUUAAAUGGGUUUCAAUUGCAUUUUCAACUCUACUAAUGAUUUUCUCACCCAAAACUGUAUGUUAUAUAGCAAGUGUGCACUCUGGUAUUGGCAAUGUGCUCUAGUCAACAGCGCACAGAUUUAGUGCACUGUUGGCUAGAGCACACAUAUAGCCUAUACAUCAAGGGUACUACGAGGUCCGGAGCCUGCUGGUUUUCUGUUCUACCUGAUAAUUAAUUGCAAAUACCUACAUUAGGGACGCUUGUGGCAGCUCCCUUCUGAUUGAUGAGGAUUUUCAUAAGCCUUCCAUAAGCUUCUCACAAUAAGUUGGGUGAAUUUUGGCCCAUUCCUCCUGACAGAGCUGGUGUAACUGAGUCAGGUUUGUAGGCCUCCUUGCAGCACACGCUUUCUCAGUUCUGCCUACAAAUGUUCUAUGGGACUGAGGUCAGGGCUUUGUGAUGGUGUUACAGGAAUUAUAUUCCUCUAUGUUUUAAUACCCAAUUAAAAUUAAACACUGUCAAUUCCUAA
Molecule: messenger RNA, 2600 nt
Organism: Oncorhynchus mykiss (rainbow trout)
Lineage: Eukaryota; Metazoa; Chordata; Actinopteri; Salmoniformes; Salmonidae
Cellular component (GO): membrane
Source: RefSeq, a predicted model, not a curated record